AAGGCUCCGGCCGGCGCCCGGCCGCUUUCCGCAGCCCCCAGCCCGCUCUGCUCCUGCGCCCCCGAGCCGCCUGCACCAGCCACAGCCGCCGCCCCGGGCCAGCAUGAGGGAGAUCGUGCACAUCCAGGCGGGCCAGUGCGGCAACCAGAUCGGAGCCAAGUUCUGGGAGGUGAUCAGUGAUGAGCACGGGAUAGACCCCAGCGGUAACUAUGUGGGAGACUCCGACCUACAGCUGGAGCGGAUCAGUGUCUACUACAAUGAAGCUUCCUCUCACAAGUAUGUACCCCGGGCGAUCCUGGUGGACCUGGAGCCCGGGACCAUGGACAGCGUUCGAUCGGGGGCAUUUGGACAUCUCUUUAGACCUGAUAAUUUCAUCUUUGGUCAGAGCGGUGCUGGCAACAACUGGGCAAAGGGGCACUACACAGAGGGUGCUGAGCUGGUGGACUCUGUCCUGGACGUGGUGAGGAAGGAGUGCGAGAAUUGUGACUGUCUGCAGGGCUUUCAGCUCACCCACUCCCUGGGCGGUGGAACUGGUUCGGGCAUGGGUACCCUCCUCAUCAGCAAGGUCCGUGAAGAGUACCCCGACCGGAUCAUGAACACUUUCAGUGUGGUGCCUUCCCCCAAGGUGUCCGACACGGUGGUGGAGCCCUACAACGCCACCUUAUCCAUCCACCAGCUGGUGGAGAACACGGACGAGACCUACUGCAUCGACAACGAGGCCCUUUAUGACAUCUGCUUCAGAACCCUUAAACUGGCCACACCCACCUAUGGUGACCUCAACCACCUGGUCUCCGCUACCAUGAGCGGUGUCACCACCUCCCUGAGAUUCCCUGGCCAGCUCAAUGCUGACCUGAGAAAGCUGGCAGUCAACAUGGUGCCAUUUCCUCGCCUCCACUUCUUCAUGCCAGGCUUUGCUCCCCUCACAGCCCGUGGCAGCCAGCAAUACCGAGCCCUAACCGUCCCCGAGCUCACCCAACAGAUGUUUGAUGCCAAGAACAUGAUGGCUGCCUGUGACCCACGUCAUGGCCGCUACCUGACUGUGGCCACAGUCUUCAGAGGCCGCAUGUCCAUGAAGGAGGUGGAUGAGCAGAUGCUUGCCAUCCAGAGCAAGAACAGCAGCUACUUCGUCGAGUGGAUCCCCAACAACGUCAAGGUGGCAGUCUGCGACAUCCCACCCCGGGGCCUGAAGAUGUCUUCCACUUUCAUUGGAAACAGCACAGCCAUCCAGGAGCUCUUCAAGCGCAUCUCAGAGCAGUUCACCGCCAUGUUCCGGCGCAAAGCCUUCUUGCACUGGUACACGGGCGAGGGCAUGGACGAGAUGGAGUUCACAGAGGCAGAGAGCAACAUGAAUGACCUGGUUUCGGAGUACCAGCAGUACCAGGAUGCCACAGCUGAAGAGGAAGGGGAAAUGUAUGAAGACGAUGAGGAGGAAUCUGAGGCCCAGGGUGCCAAGUGAAGCCUCUGGAGUUGGCCUGCAUCAAGUUUCUUACCAUGAAGGUCAAGCUUCUCCAGCACCCUGCUGUCCAGCAUAGUCCUCCAUCUUCGCUACCUGUUAGCUGAGUACUAGAAAACAGCUAUUUAGUUGCUUCUGAUUAAGGGUUCCAAAUUUUAAAUCAUUCAGUAUUUACUAACCAUCUCCCCUCCCCAUCCUUGAGUUAGCGCAGCUGUACCCCGUCCUCAUCACUCUGAUCAUGUCGAUGACCCUGAUGUUUGAGGAUUUUUUUACUGGUUUGUCGAUUUUUUUAUUUUUUUGGAAUACUUAAUAAAUGUAUUGCUGUCCAGUA
This is a messenger RNA of Caretta caretta (loggerhead turtle), 1784 nucleotides long. RefSeq names its product tubulin beta 3 class III (gene TUBB3). The record is from RefSeq and is a predicted model, not a curated record. Gene Ontology annotation, biological process: microtubule-based process. Gene Ontology annotation, molecular function: GTP binding; GTPase activity; structural constituent of cytoskeleton. NCBI's taxonomy places the organism in Eukaryota, Metazoa, Chordata, Testudines, Cheloniidae. Gene Ontology annotation, cellular component: microtubule.